CUUCCGUUCCUGACACUACAGCACGUCCAUUGUAGGAUGCGAUUGUCUCGAUUUAAACCCCGCAUUUGUUUUUAACCUAAAACAAAGUCUUUUUGCUCGUCAAGUUUUAGCUUUACCAACCCCAGUGUCGUGUGGGAUUGCUGUCAUACGUGCAACGUGAGCUGUUUGAGAAUAUCCAGUUUACCUUGCGAUUGCGCCAACUAGUCAGGGCUAGCACACGUUAGCCGGCCGCGGUUCGCUGAGAGACGGGAGCAUGAUUUCAAGUCACCACGGAGGAAUUUGGCUUUGAAACGCCACAUUCGGCAAAACCAACCCGAGCUCAAUUACUCAUCGGACGAGUACUUUUGAUAGGGGAUUUGGUGGUGUCGGGUGUUUCCCCCCCACAGUAUUUCACCGAAUCCCCAACGGAGUAGUUGCCUCCAGGAUGAAUGGCUUCAGUACCGAAGAGGACAGCCACGAUGGGCCGCCCGCGCCGCCCCUCUACGGCCAGAGUUGCUGCCUGAUCGAGGACGGCGAGCGCUGCGGCCGCUCCGCCGGCAACGCCUCCUUCAGCAAGCGGAUUCAGAAGAGCAUUUCGCAGAAGAAGCUCAAGCUGGACAUCGACAAGAGCGUGCGCCAUUUGUACAUCUGCGACUUCCACAAGAAUUUCAUUCAGAGCGUGCGCAACAAGAGAAAGAGGAAGACAAGUGAUGAUGGCGGCGAGUCCCCGGAUCAUGAUGUGGAGGUGCCAGAGGUGGACCUGUUCCAGUUGCAGGUGAACACAUUGCGACGCUACAAGCGACACUACAAACUGCAGACCAGGCCCGGCCUCAACAAAGCCCAGCUGGCCGAGACGGUGAGUCGUCAUUUCAGGAACAUUCCGGUGAACGAGAAGGAAACGCUGACCUACUUUAUUUACAUGGUGAAGAGCAGCAAAAGCCGCUUGGACCAGAAAGCCGACAGCAGCAGCAAACCCCUGGACUAAAAAAAAAACAAAAAAAAAACCUCAAACAACAAGCAUAACGAGACAUCAAAAAACAACCAAAAAGUUGACACUUUUGCAAGGACUUUUUUUUCCCCCUCCCACCGGCAGCCACAGAUCAUCAUUCACUUUUCCUGAACUUUUUGCUACUCUAGCACCAGGAUUCGCCUUGAUCCUGUGCUAACUGUAUUUUAGAAAUUCUGACUGAAAACGACUCACUUCCCCACCAACUGACGUACCACUUUUACUUUGUCUGGAAAGCUACUAUCACAAAUUUUAACAAACGAAGGGACCCUGGACAGGACUGCUGACAUCUUGCAUGUGUUCACGCCCGCUCCUGAGAUAUGUAAUGUAUUUGUAAAUUGUUAGCACUGAGACGCUAAAAGCCCUCAGCCCGGUUUCAAACCCUCUUGUUAUGUUACGUGUCAAAAGUAUUAAGCACAGUAGCUAAAUGCAAUACUACAGUAGUGAUUGGAAUAGUAAGGAAUAAAAUGAAUAAUGACUAAAGCCAUCUUUCUUUUUUAUAUUUCUUUUGUCACUUUUUGGAUUAUAGGUCAGUUGAUCCUUUCUCCCACUUUCCUUGAGAAACCAACGUUAAACCAGAGGGUCGAAUACACCUGUGAUGAUAUUCUGUCUGCAGGGGUUGAUGAUGCUACAUGCUUGGUAAAAUUCUGGGCUAGUCAAGGGUUUUGAUUGGCUUGCUCUUUACCGUUCUAAACGCUAAAUCUUCUAAUUGUAUGCUUUUCACCGCGUGGGUCCUUGUACACACUUAUUUGUUGUUGUUUUUUUUGGGGGGGGGUGUUGUUUUUGCCACUUUCUAUUUUUCUGUUAGCUUCACGUUUAAAAUAACAUCAGUUUUUCUUCACACACAGUCCGAGGGAUUGUCUCAUCUUGUCCUUUCAUGGAAUGUCUUUCUUCACACUUAAGUGACAACAUCAGCAUAUAACUAUUGUAUUAGAAAUUUAACUUGUAUUUAAAUAAGGCUUCUUAUUGCUCCUUCUAAUAAAUGUACAGGCUUGUAUGUGGGAGUAAGUGAAUAUUUGUACUUUGUCCCUUUUUGUGUUGAAAUGAACUUCCCUUGCUUUAUUACUAUUUCUUUUAUUAUUAUGCAAUAACUGGACAAAACGAUAGCUAACCAAACACUUUUUGUUCCUUCAUUUGGAUGUACUGAAGUAGUUUUACUUCAUUUUGCUUCAAAAUGUGAGAUUUAGGGGAAACGUCAACAGUACCUAUCCAACACCACUAGGUGACAGCAUUGUUAAGCAAUCACUUUCCAUUAUUUUUAUUUAUUUAUUUUUAAAUAGCCUUCCAAACACGUUUUUUGACUAUUUUGAUGUAACUGAAUGCUCAAUCUAUGACUGAAUCUACACUCACCGGCCACUUUAUUAGGUACACUUGUCCAACUGCUCGUUAACACUUAAUUUCUAAUCAGCCAAUCACAUGGCAGCAACUCAGUGCAUUUAGGCACGUAGACGUGGUUUAAGACAAUCUCCUGCAGUUCAAACCGAGCAUCAGUAUGGGGAAGAAAGGUGAUUUGAGUGACUUUGAACGUGGCAUGGUUGUUGGUGCCAGAAGGGCUGGUCUGAGUAUUUCAGAAACUGCUUAUCUACUGGGAUUUUCACGCACAACCAUCUCUAGGGGUUUACAGAGAAUGGUCCGAAAAAGAUAAAAUAUCCAUUGAGCGGCAGUUCUGUGGGCGGAAAUGCCUUGUUGAUGCCAGAGGUCAGAGGAGAAUGGCCAGACUGGUUUAAGCUGAUAGAAAGGCAACAGUGACUCAAAUAACCACCCGUUACAACCAAAGUAGGCAGAAGAGCAUCUCUGAACGCACAGUACGUCGAACUUUGAGGCAGAUGGGCUACAGCAGCAGAAGACCAUUCCAAGGGUGCCACUCCUUUCAGCUGAGAACAGGAAACAGGCUACAAUUUGCACAAGCUCAUCGAAAUUGGACAAUAGAAGAUUGGAAAAACGUUGCCUGGUCUGAUGAGUCUCGAUUUCUGCUGUGACAUUCGGAUGGUAGGGUCAGAAUUUGGCAUCAAAAACAUGAAAGCAUGGAUCCAUCCUGCCUUGUAUCAACGGUUCAGGCUGGUGGUGGUGGUGUAAUGGUGUGGGGAAUAUUUUCUUGGCACUCUUUGGGCCCCUUGGUACCAAUUGAGCAUCAUUGGAAAGCCACAGCCUACCUGAGUAUUGUUGCUGACCAUGUCCAUCCCUUUAUGACCACAAUGUACCCAACCUCUGAUGGCUACUUUCAGCAGGAUAAUGCGCCAUGUCAUAAAGCUGGAAUCAUCUCAGACUGGUGUCUUGAACAUGACAAUGAGUUUACUGUACUCAAAUGGCCUCCACAGUCACCAGAUCUCAAUCCAAUAGAGCAUCUUUGGGAUAUGGUGGAACGGGAGAUUCGCAUCAUGGAUGUGCAGCCGACAAAUCUGCACCAACUGUGUGAUGCCAUCAUGUCAAUAUGGACCAAACUCUCUGAGCACCUUGUUGAAUCUAUGCCACAAAGAAUUGAGGCAGUUCUGAAGGCAAAAGGGGGUCCAACCCGUUACUAGCAUGGUGAACCUAAUAAAGUGGCCUGUGAGUGUAGUUUGUCUUCACUGAUUUUAAAGCAAGGGCGUAGGUUUGGUCUCAACAUUGGUAGGGGCGACAUAACAGCAUAACCUGCAUGUACACUUUUUGCUGGGGACGGGACAUUAAUAAGACCAAACAGAUUGGGUGAACGGGGGUCAGGGCUACAUUGCUCACGAAUAUGAACCUAGUAAAUUGAUAGGCCAAAUGAUCAAUGCAACAUAAAUCUGUAUUGACAACAUGUCGCCAACAUGCCGCCUCCUCCGCCCCCUUCAAAGAGGAGGGAUAUUAGAAGGUUGU
This is a messenger RNA of Corythoichthys intestinalis (scribbled pipefish), 3823 nucleotides long. RefSeq names its product sap30-like (gene sap30l). Bases 425 to 964 code for a protein of 179 amino acids. Gene Ontology annotation, biological process: regulation of DNA-templated transcription. Gene Ontology annotation, molecular function: transcription coregulator activity; protein binding. Gene Ontology annotation, cellular component: histone deacetylase complex. The transcript is spliced from 4 exons. NCBI's taxonomy places the organism in Eukaryota, Metazoa, Chordata, Actinopteri, Syngnathiformes, Syngnathidae. The record is from RefSeq and is a predicted model, not a curated record.